Molecule: messenger RNA, 1267 nt
Organism: Apis laboriosa (Himalayan honeybee)
Lineage: Eukaryota; Metazoa; Arthropoda; Insecta; Hymenoptera; Apidae
Product: N-acylneuraminate-9-phosphatase
Exons: 4
Coding region: 433-861 (142 amino acids)
Source: RefSeq, a predicted model, not a curated record
GAAAAUAGAAACUUCUGUGUAAUACGAGCCGACUCCCUGAUAUAGUGCUUUCUCUCGGACGGUUAUUUUCGACCGAUCCUACUGUCCAGACGCUCAACAUAACGUAGAUAAAGCGUCAACGACCGCGGGUGCCACUUCGAGUGUCCACUAAUCGGCUCGAGUAUUUCAAUGAAUCAAUGCAUUUUCUAGUUGGCUGAGGAACUAACACAAGAAUAUGGUAUUCCUGAAGAUAUAUCUAUAAAGAUUACAACAACAUAUUUGAAGCUCUUUAGAAAAUGUCCUGACAAUGUAGUUCAUACUUUGGAUAUUUGGCGCAUAACUUUGUGGAAUAAAGCUCUUGGAGAAAAAUAUUCAUAUCUAGCAAGAAAAAUUUACGAACGAUGGUUAUAUCUACGAUAUUAUUAUUUGACGCUGGCAUCAGAUGUAAUUUCUAUGCUUCGUCAGUUGAGGAUAAAAUAUCUCUUAGGUUUGAUUACAAAUGGUCCUUCUAAUGCACAAUGGGAAAAAAUACGAAAACUUUCACUCGAACAAUAUUUCGAUAUAAUUCUUGUAUCAGGAGAUUUACCAUGGGAAAAACCUGAAAGAGAAAUAUUUCGAAAAGCAUGUCGAUUUUUAAAUGUUAAACCAGAUAAUUGUGUAAUGGUUGGUGACAAAUUGGAAACUGAUAUCCUAGGUGGAAUAGAAGCAGGUUUAGGUAGUACAAUUUGGAUUCCAACAGUGGAUAAACCAUUCUUAUUAAGAGAAGAUCCACAACCAGAUUUUACUAUAAGGCAUGUCACAGAUCUUUUAAGUAUAUUAAAUAGAGGUCCUGAUGCUCCAGAACUUGAAGAUUCAUCUUCAAAUGCAUCUGAUGGUAGUUGAUAAAAAAACAUAUUUUUUUAGGUUUUCUUUAAAAAAUCACAGCUGAUAGAUAUAAAAUUUUUAUAAAACUUGGUAAUUGUUUCUUCAUAACUAAAUAACUAUUAUUAUAGCAUGUAAUAUAUUUUAUUUUAAAAAUAAUUUAAAUUUCUUAUAUACAGCAUGUCCCGUAUACUUUGAUGGAUAAAUCUACACAUGAAAACAAUAAAAAAAGUUCAUAUAUUCUAUUUAAUUUUGUUUUCAUAUAAUAAAUUUCUUUUUUACAUUAUACAUUUCUUUUACCAUAUCUUUUUUUAUCUCCAUUAAAAAUGUUCAAAAUGACUUUGCAUUCAAACAUGAGCUAAAUGUUUCAUCAUUAGUUAAUUUUAUCUUUUUUUAUUUCUUCAAGUAUUAUUUUCUAAAAGUCUUA